Molecule: messenger RNA, 1683 nt
Organism: Arvicola amphibius (Eurasian water vole)
Lineage: Eukaryota; Metazoa; Chordata; Mammalia; Rodentia; Cricetidae
Gene: Pigz
Product: phosphatidylinositol glycan anchor biosynthesis class Z
Biological process (GO): GPI anchor biosynthetic process
Cellular component (GO): endoplasmic reticulum membrane
Molecular function (GO): alpha-1,2-mannosyltransferase activity
Source: RefSeq, a predicted model, not a curated record
AUGCUUCCCCCUGAUGUGAAAAUGGCCGCCAGGGUGAUCUGGGGGAGCCUCGGCCUGCUUCGCGUCUUGUGGUGUCUCCUUCCCCAGACUGGCUACAUACACCCAGAUGAGUUCUUCCAGUCACCUGAGGUCAUGGCAGAGGACAUCCUGGGUGUGCAGGCUUCACGGCCCUGGGAGUUUUACCCCAGCAGCUCCUGCCGUACUGUGGUCUUCCCACUGCUGACCUCUGGCUCUACCUUCUGGUUGCUCAGGUUCUGGGAAGAGCUGGGGCUCUGGCCUGGUCUGGUGAGUGGCUACGUGCUGCUGGUGGGGCCCCGACUCCUCCUCACUACCCUCUCCUUUGCCCUGGACUGGGCUGUGUACUACCUGGCCCCGCUGUGGGGGGCAGAUCGCUGGAAUGCUAUGUGCCUGCUGUCUGGGUCCUAUGUCACCCUGGUUUUCUACACGAGGACCUUCUCCAACACCAUCGAGGGACUGCUCUUCACAUGGCUGUUGGUGCUGGUGUCCCCUUAUGUGGCAUGGAAUCCCACAUCAGAGAAGCCUACUCCAGGCCCAUGGUGCCACAGCUGCCUUCUUGGUGCUGUCAUGGCUGCCGGCUUCUUCAACCGGCCCACCUUUCUAGCCUUUGCUCUGGUCCCCCUCUCUCUCUGGGGCAUCCACAGAACCUUGAAACCUAGCAUCAUGGCCUUGAUCCAGGAGGCCCUGGUGCUGUUACCGGGGGCUGCUCUUGCAGCAGUGUUGUUUAUAACCAUGGACAGCUGGUACUUCUCCAGCCUCUCCAGAUCCAGUAGCCUUGUUCUUACACCUCUCAACUUCUUGUACUACAACCUGGACCCCCAAAACCUCGCAAGGCAUGGCACACAUGCACGGCUCACUCACUUGGCAGUCAAUGGCUUCCUGCUCUUUGGGGUAUUGCAUGCUCAAGCCCUGCAGGCUGCAUGGCAACAACUCCAUAGCUCCUUCCAUGUGUUUGCGCAAACAGGCUUCUUGGGGAUGCUGGGUGCCCGUGGCCUACUGUCUAGCUCCAAGUCUCAUCUCCUUCUCCUCUACUUCACACCCCUGGUCCUGCUAUCCGCCUUUAGCCACCAAGAGCCUAGAUUUCUGAUUCCCCUCAUAGUCCCUCUAGUCCUGCUUUGUAGUCCACAAACCCAGCCUAUACCCUGGAAGGGCACCCUGGUCCUCUUCAAUGCUCUAGGUGCUCUCAUCUUUGGCUGCCUGCAUCAGGGAGGCUUAGUACCCGGCCUGAAGUAUCUGGAACACGUAGUCCACGCGCCCGUCCGCCCGGGCACGACCACACACUACAUGCUUCUCUUCGCUCACACCUACAUGCCUCCCCAGCACCUCCUCCACCUCUCAGGCCUGCCAUCGCCUGUGGAGGUGGUGGACAUGGGCGGGGCUGAGGACUGGCUCCUGUGCCAAGCCCUGAACAACUUCAGCAGACAACCAGCCUGCCGACUGGCUGGCGGGCCACAGCUCUGCCGCCUCUUUGUAGUAACUCCAGGGACCAACAGGCAUGCUCUGGAGAAGUGCGGUCUUCCUCUCAAGAAUGAGACCCUCCUGUUUCCCCACUUGACCCUGGAGGACCCUCCAGCCCUGUCCUCCCUUCUCAGCCAGGCUUGGAGGACCCACCUUAGUCUUCACAUUAUAGAGCUGGAGAAGCCUGUCAUGACAAAGCAGCCAUAG